Messenger RNA from Grosmannia clavigera kw1407, 678 nucleotides. RefSeq lists its product as uncharacterized. NCBI's taxonomy places the organism in Eukaryota, Fungi, Ascomycota, Sordariomycetes, Ophiostomatales, Ophiostomataceae. The transcript has a single exon. The record is from RefSeq and is a predicted model, not a curated record. Bases 1 to 678 code for a protein of 225 amino acids.
AUGCUGCCGGUGCAAGGCGACGUCGGUUCAGGCUAUAAGAAAGAACAAUCGGUAGAGUGGGAGUUCACUAGGUUGGAAUGCCAGAUCUAUACGCCUCGCCUAGACUAUGUAACCCGAUCUCUUCAGUCGGAAGAUAUUCAGCAUCAUAUACAAGGCUACACUUUCAAUUUUCGCAAGCGCUUGUACAUGGUUACCGGCGUGCGCAUUGCACGGGAUUCGCGCAAGACAGAGCGGUUUUCUCAUAGCAUCGGGGCGCACACCAAGGCCGGUCUCGACAUGACCGCUUUUGGGGUACCUAUCACAGCCGGCGUGGAUCCGAGCUUUGAAAAAGAUCGCUAUGGAGCGCAUUCUUUCCAAAACGCGUCUGAUUUUGUCUAUGCUUACCGCUUGGCUGAGAUAUACUACGGAAAGCACUUGUCCGUAACUCCAUACAUGCGUGGAAAUACCUUUGCAUCGGAUCUUCAUUCCAUUGGCGACAACGAGAAGUUCGAGUUUGAUAUCGACGAAGAAGAUGCAGGGGGCGCGCUUGAGCCUGGCGGCAUCAUUGUGGAAGGGAUUGGCGACGAAGACUAUGAUGGAGAUGUUGAAUUACAGAAGUUCUCGUCAGAGAAAGAAGACUAUUAUUUGCCAAGAGGAUGUGAAACGGACGGUACUUCUAUGUUGCAACCCAACUUUUAG